AUGGCCACAAAACUGGUCUCCGUCAGGCAGUCGACGGACUCUGCACGAGCCAUGCGGUCCCGCUACCCCCCACCACCGUGUGUGGAAGAAGAGCCAGUCUCUCUUGCCCGAGAGCUGGACGGUCUCUCCAAUCUAGACGAAAAAGUGAGCCCGGAAGGUAUGGGUGCGAGAGGCAGCGUGGAUCAGUACCCGAUCCUCGUCGACUCAACUCUUCCCGGAUCUUCAGAUCGCCCGGUCAUGAGUAACAACAUGCCCGAAACCGGCCCACGCUCAUCGAAUCCGCUUAACACACAAACGGCAUCCUGUCGCAGGGAACCCGUGGCUAAUCCUCGCCCUAGACCUGCGUCUCAAACAAACAGUCGAGUGGGAUCAUCGAUCUCACCUGCGUCAGGAUUUGUCUCCGCCGCUUCAAGCAGGGAGCGUGAGCAUUCGGUCCAGCCCCGGUAUUCCCAGCCGGCUCCUGAAGUGGUUCCACCUCGACCGGUCCGUCCAAGAUCUCCUGCGCGUGGGGAUGGCUUGCCUCUUCACGGACGUGGCCGCUCCUCUUCAGAGGCGGUGCUUCCAGGGUCUAUGCAUGAGCCCAGAAACGAUUACUGGCCCCGCCCAGGAUUGGUCAUUAGGGAAGAGGAUCGUAGAGGACGGGAGCGAUCGACGCAAGAACCAUCCUCAGGCUUCAGGCACGAGCCGAAGAAUCGACACCAGUCGCGGCCGCCUUCACCAACUCGUGGCGGUCGUACUGGGUCGCCUACCAAGAUCAAUGGUUUGGUCAAGGCCGCGGAAGCACAUCAGCAACAGUCGUCUUAUCACCUUGCUGGCUCACGGGCUCCUCGUUCCUCCUCACGUCCACCACAGCAACCCACUUACAGUGGCAAAGAAGAUGUCCCUGUGCAUAUCAUCCCCCACGCCUCUUAUGGCAUGCGUACGGCGCGGUCUCGUUCUCGUGGUCCUGGCUACGACAGAAUACCAGGUGGACCGGUGCAGCCGUUGGCCGCUCAUUCGGGAGGCUCAAAUGAACAUUCACAGACUUCGUCUCCGAGGCUGUUGCAACGGCCCGAUCGUCAAGAGUCACCCCCGGGAUAUCAAUCAGACACCAUCACCGCGAGGCCCCGACCAGCGUCUUACGCACUUCCGUCAAUCGAGUCGAGAUCCAGCACAGCUGGGCACACGGCUAAUGCGCGAACGCUGGCCGAGCGCAUUGAAGAGAAGCUGCGUCAACGACAGGAGCUUCGCGAGUCAGUGUCUCUGUCUGAUUCAGAGAGUCGUCUCCCAAGGGAGCUAAAUCGUGUCAACACAAGACUGGACCCGUCAGUCUCGGCAUCGGCUCCGCAUUCGCCAUCUCGUGAACUGCAGCAGAAUCUCAGUCACCGACCCCGUGGAGAUUCAACUGCUGCUACCAGUGGACGCACCUCGGUGCCAACAAUAGUUGCUCAGGCGGCACCUGCACUGACUCGUUCUAAGUCUACGAAUCGAGGUCACUCGCGGUCAGUCUCGUCGGACAAUUUUAGACCGUCCCGCGCUGCAACCACCGUCAAGUUCCAUGAUCAUCCUGCGCAAAGCCCUAGUCCGUCGCGGGGUCCCGUUCUCAAGCCAACCAAUCUCGCGCAGCGGCCGGUGAAUCCUUCCGGGCUCUGUAUCACUCUGUGCCCGCGAUCGGUUCCCGUGGCGGGUUACAACGAUUGGUACACGUUGAAGGGGCUGAGCCAUCUCGAUAUCUGUCCCAGCUGCAUGAAACAGAUCGGACAUUCUCGCUUCCGAGACUCCUUCAUCCCGAGUCUCGCAAGACCGUCAUCGCAGAAGAUUCGAUGCGCCUUCAGUAACCCCUGGGUUCGGCUCGCUUGGACACAGAUGAUCAAACAGCAACACGAAAGCCUUGAGAUGCUUUACCAGAUGACUCGACCGCCACCGGGCACCCGCCCCUGCUCCGGCCGCGCCGCUUCAGAGCAGAGCUGGUACCGCAUCGUCAAUCCGGAAACGGGUUCGUACCUGCCCAGCUUCCAUGUGUGCGGAAGCUGCGCACGCAAUGUGCGUGUUCUGAUGCCGGCCCAUCGGGAUACUUUCCAGCUGUGUCCGGAGCCUCAGGAGCGGGCUUGCGAUCUCGUCACCAGCAGCCCCCGGUUCGUCAAGUACAUUGACCUUCUCGACGAUGCUUCCUCCCGAGCAGACUCGGAUCCCUCACGACGACCUGACCCCCGCGAGUUCCUCGCCUACGCCAAGCGCAAAGUUGUCCUGCGGGAUUGUCUCCGUGAUCGGCCCGUGCUUGGCAGCUGGCACUACAUGACCGAACUUCCGGAGCUGAGUAUCUGCGAGGACUGCUACGAUGAAGUGGUGUGGCCUUUGGCCAAAGCACAUCACCCGCUCGCCCGAUCUAUCUCCAGCUCCAUGCGAUACUUGCCCGGUGAUGGACCCAAUCUCUGCCGCGAAGCGACUUGUCAGCUAUACUCUGGCCGGAUGCGGGCACGCUUCCGAGACGCGGUCAUCAAGGAUGAUUUCCCGGGGUUGCGAGAUUUUGCCCUGCGACGUUUCGAGGCCGAGCGGCGCUUCCGUGAUCGUCGGGAGGAGCUGUUUGCCGCCGAGGAGAAGGGGUACGAUUGUGAUGUGGAAAUGAACAAGGCCAUUGAGGAAUGGAGACGAUGGGAGUAG
Molecule: messenger RNA, 2640 nt
Organism: Penicillium diatomitis
Lineage: Eukaryota; Fungi; Ascomycota; Eurotiomycetes; Eurotiales; Aspergillaceae
Exons: 1
Coding region: 1-2640 (879 amino acids)
Source: RefSeq, a predicted model, not a curated record